GGGUAGACGAGAUCCUUACAUGGAACCCACUUGAGUACAAUAACAUCUCUUCCUUUGAGGCGUCAAUUGCGUCAAUAUGGAAACCAGACAUUACCAUUUAUAACGACGUCCGCGAAGAAGAACGAGACCUAUCAGCCUACACUGCCACCGUCACCAGCGAAGGCUUGGUCUCCUGGCGAACUCCUAUCAUCCUAAAAAGCAGCUGUUUGAUGGAUAUUAACUACUUCCCUUACGACACACAAAGAUGCCCCAUCAAAUUCGGCUCUUGGCACUUCAACGGGUACCAGUUAGACCUGCGGAACAUGUCCGAAACGGGUGACAUGAAAUCCUUUGUGACAAACGGGGAAUGGCGUCUCGCUAAGGUACCUGUUAUGCGGACCGUGAAGUACUACAGCUGUUGCCCAGAGCCCUACCCAGAUGUCACCUUUUAUCUGAUUGUGUGCCGAAAACCCUUGUUCUACAUCUUCAACCUUGUACUGCCGUGUAUCGUGGUUCUUGCCAUGGCCGCCAUAAGUUUCUAUCUACCGGUUGAGUCUGGUGAGAAAGUGUCCUUUGGUGUGACGGCAGUCUUGGCUCUGAUGGUGUUCCUGCAGUUGGUUUCCGAUCUGACACCUACGCAGUCUGAGGUUGUCCCCGUUUUGAGUGUUUACCUCGUGACGGUGCUGGUGUUACUCUGUAUCUCCACCAUCACCAGUAUCAUGGUCACCAACAUCCACUUCAGAGGUGAGCGUGGCCAGAGCGUGCCCUACUGGAUGCAAAAGGUGUUCCUAGAGUUUGUUGCCACCGUUAUUGGAAAGAAAAAGACGGUAAAAGAGGCGCUUCGAGGAAAGGAACCGGAGGAUUCCCAUCACAGUUGGGAACGAGGAGCCAACGUGACUGCGGUGAAGUAUCAAAAGAAAAGCGAAAACGGGUUGAACGGCCACAAUACUCACUACAGAAGCGAUCUAAGUCUUCCCCAGGACGAUCCCGAUGGUCACGAAAGCCUCUUAAAGAGCACACAACUGCUGAAGGACAUACUGCGCACGCUUCAGGGCGGCGAUGAAGACGGGCAGAAGAAAAGGGAAGAAGAGUGUUCCAAGACGCAAUGGCAACUGAUCGCUUACGUCAUUGACAGACUGGUCUUUGGUACUUACGUGAUCGUCACCGUGAUUGCCACUGUCCUGUUCUUUACGUUGACUCCUGCCUGUCAUGAAGACAUCGACGAUCUGCGCUUAGAGUCGGUGUAUAGCUCGUAAGGCUUUGAACUGCCUCAAUUUACACAGUGCGUGCUGUUCACAGUAAUUGAAAGUAUGCAGAUAGAGCCCGGCCAUUGUUAGUUUUGGCCGUGAUAAACUUUCCGAGAUUUAUACGUUUUUUUCGUUUUAUAUAUAACAGGCCUAGUACCUGGUUAGGCGUUCGGUCAACAUGCUCUUUUCAGUACACACAAUUGCACAAUUGCCCUUGAAGGUGGGGGCUAUUUCCGGGUAAUAAGUAUCGUCGUGCGACUAACUUUAAAUGAAAUUACGUAAACGUGCAAGUCAGUUGCGCUUCUUUUAUGGAAAACAUCACUUUAAUCAAUAUUCAUUGUGAUGCCAUAUUGACAGUAGAAGACAGAAGUUAUUCAGCAACAGAUUGUUUCCGCGUGGGAGAUAAAAGCGUAACCGACUGCGCUGAAAAAUACACCAACCAAAUAAGUUGGGAUUAUUGCAGUAUAAACUUUUCUUCCAUAUGGUGGACAGCCCUGAUUUUUGAAUGGGAUUUUAUUUGUUUUAGAUAAGAUGAUUUUUUUUCCAUUUGUAAAGCAGCAGUCAGGAGGUUGUUAGAGCCUGUUUUAUUUCUUGAAAACUCUUGUAUUGAUACGGAUUGGGUUGGGUGCUAUGUUUUUAAAUCUACAGUAUUAGGGAAAUGUUGUUUUAUGUCUUUAUCUUAUCAUUUUAUUAAAAUAUCUAGACACUUUUUACGGAUAUAUCAUAUAAUAAAACAAAUACCCUAGCUGAAAAAAUGGCACUCUUAUUUUCAGUGGCUAAAUAAAAUUAAUGAAGCCAAAUAAACCCAAAUGGGGCUGCAGGAAAAUAA
Messenger RNA from Lingula anatina, 2055 nucleotides. RefSeq names its product neuronal acetylcholine receptor subunit alpha-9. Gene Ontology annotation, molecular function: extracellular ligand-gated monoatomic ion channel activity; transmembrane signaling receptor activity. NCBI's taxonomy places the organism in Eukaryota, Metazoa, Brachiopoda, Lingulata, Lingulida, Lingulidae. Gene Ontology annotation, biological process: monoatomic ion transmembrane transport. Gene Ontology annotation, cellular component: membrane. The record is from RefSeq and is a predicted model, not a curated record.